AUGUCUGACCUCAAGGAAAAGCCGCGCGCCAGCGCCAGCGCGGACGGCGUCGACCAGGUGCCCGUCCUCACUGGCGGCGCUGAGCCGCCGCAGCAGCAGCGCACAUGGAAGAGCUACGUGUGGUCCUCACUCGACGUGUCGAAGGAGGAGGCACGCUUCCUCACCAAGCUCGACAUCACCCUCAUCUCGUCCGCCGCGCUCGGCGUCAUGAUCCGCUACCUCGACCACUAUGUCUUUGGCCAGAUCCCCUCCAACCUGAUCCUCACGCGCGUCAACGCGUCGUACUACAUCGCGUUCCUCGAGCUGGGGUGGACCAUCGCGACCUUCUGCACGGCCGCCAUCAAGAACACGAACCACCUGUACGCGGUGCGCUUCAUCGUCGGGCUGUUCGAGGCCGGCCACUUCCCGGCAGUGAUGUAUGUCUGCAGCUCGUACUACAAGCCGCACGAGCUCGCGCGCCGCAACACCCUCAUCCAGAUCUGUACCCAGGUCGGGCCGCUCUUCUCUGGCUUUUUGAUGGCCGCGAUUUAUUCGGGGCUCAACAACCGCCUCGGCAUGGCAGGCUGGCGCUGGCUCUUCAUCAUCUGUGGCGUCAUCUCCUUCCCGUGUGCCGUGUGGACGGCGAUCGCGAUGCCCAAGCUCCCCUCGCGCGCCAAGGCCAACUGGAUCUUCACGCAGCGCGAGGUCGAGCUCGCGCGUGAACGCAUGCCGAGCGAGACUAAGAUCUACACCGGCCUGUUUAAGUGGAAGGACAUCUACCGCUGGCACAAGACGUGGCAUGUGUGGCUCUUCCCGCUCUUCUUCAUCUUCGCGUGCCAGUUCGGCCAGGCUGGCGGCUCGAUGAUCUUCUGGGCGAAGAGCUACAACGUCAAGGGCAAACCCCCGGUCUUCACCGUCCAGCAGAUUAACCUCAUCCCCCUUGGCAUGAACGUCAUCGGCAUUAUGCUUGGCCUCUUGGCCUCCUGGAUCUCGGACGGGCUGCCAGGAGCCCGUAGGUGGCCGAUUAUGGCCUUCACAAGCGUCAUGGCCAUCAUCUUCUCCAUCUCGCUCGCCGCGACGCCCGUGCACCCGCCACACAAGGCACAGCGGUGGCUCCUUUACUACCUCACCCCGCUUGCCGGAUGCUCCGCUGGCGUGACAUGGACGGCGGUCAACGAGACCUCGCGGGGCGACCCCGAGAAGCGCGCGUACGUCUCGGCAGCGAUGAACGCCCUCGCGUACAUCUUCAUUGCGUGGCUGCCGAUCUUCACCUUCCCGACCUACAAGCAGCCGUACGUCUCGACAGGACUGUACAUCACCGCCGGGUUCGGCCUGUGCGCCGUGCUUGUCGCGCUGGCGAUCGCGUACUUUGAUGAGCGGGAUCGGAGGCGCGCAGCGUCUGCCAAGGACGCCGAGGCGCGCCAGGUUAUCGACUCGGAUGGCGAGUCGAAGUAG
Molecule: messenger RNA, 1434 nt
Organism: Vanrija pseudolonga
Lineage: Eukaryota; Fungi; Basidiomycota; Tremellomycetes; Trichosporonales; Trichosporonaceae
Product: Pantothenate transporter FEN2
Exons: 6
Coding region: 1-1434 (477 amino acids)
Biological process (GO): transmembrane transport
Cellular component (GO): membrane
Molecular function (GO): transmembrane transporter activity
Source: RefSeq, a predicted model, not a curated record